AACCAAAAACAAACAUACAGCCAGAUGCCUCUGGAAUUCAACCACACAACUCACCAGGGAGACAUAUUUUUAGGUUAGUUCAGAACUGAAUUCUCUUAAAGGAAUAUACUUUUGUGGUUGUGUUUGAGAGUAGUUGAAAUAAGUCCUAAACGUGUGUUUGAUGUAUACCUGGAUGUUGACACUGCUCGUCCUGAGCCUGGGGUUGGGGCAUGCUCAGAGGUCCACCCAGGAAGCCUUCAUGAUGCAGUAUUUUGAGAGGAGGAUUGCCCAACUUGAGGAGCGUCUGAUCAAAUGUGAGCAGAACACCCAGCAGGUGGACCAGAAGAUCUAUGACCUGUCUACAAAGGUGCGUGGCCAGCUGGCUAUCAUGGAGGUGCACCGAACGGAGGUAAAGACUCAGGUGGAUAAUGUAGCCAUGCGGGUGGAGCGAGUGGAGAGGGACGUGGAGUACCUGGAGAAUAAGACCCCUAACCAGCCCCACAUCGAGGUAGAGGAGGCCCUGAUGGAACAGCAGAUGAAAGACACCCAGAAGAAAAUAGUAAAGAUCACACUGGGGACAGACUGCAACAUAGCUCUCACUGGUGUGAAGUCUCUGAAGAUAGUGAAGAAAGCAGGGGACGUCUAUGGAUCCUGGCUGAAAGACCCUACUAAGGGCUCUGCCAAAAUCUAUUUCUUCAGCGGGAAUAAGAACAACACCGUACUGGAGUUUAAAUCCCUGAAGACCUUCACUGAGGGAAGGCUCGCCCAGGCUCAUCCAAUUCAGCUCCCCUUUCCCUGGCAGGGAACUGGCCAUGUGGUCUACAAUGGCUUUCUGUACUAUCACAGGGCAGACACACCCAACCAGAUCUUAAAGGUGCAUCUCCUCAACCGCACUGUGGCCGACAGUAUGCUGCUGCCCGGGGUUGGCCGCCUGCCUACCUACGCCCUCACCACGCACACCUUCCUGGACCUGGCUGUGGACGAACUGGGCCUGUGGAUCAUCUACUCUGACCCAGAGUUUGGGGGCAACCUGGUGAUCACCAAGCUGGACAAGAGCAGCCUGGCUGUGGAGCACACCUGGGACACCACCUGUACGAGCCGUGACGCCGAGUCAGCAUUCAUGAUCUGUGGAACGCUGUACGUGGUGUAUAACUCCCGCUACGGAGGGCGCUCCAGCAUUCAGUGCCUGUACGAUAUCCACGACACCAUCCACAGUGAGGAGAGCCCUGUGCUGUUCUUUCCUAAACGCUACACCAACCACUACAGUAUGCAUUACCACCCCAAGGACAAGCAGCUGUAUGCCUGGGACGACGGCUACCAGACCAUCUACAAAGUGGACCUCAAGAGCAAGGCUGAAGUCUGACAUGAGUCUACAUUAAACACUUAUCAGUCAUAGAACCACAGGCAUAUUCAAAACAUAACUAAUUAACAAUGUCCAUAUUCUUAUCAUAAUAGCCAACAAUAAUCAAUUUAAGUUGAGGUAACACAAUACAGUUUACUCAAGGCCCAUAUUUUCACGUGACUUUCUGCAAGAUUAUAAUAAACUGCAUUUAAAAAGUUGUCUUUCUGGGAGCAAUGUAGUGGUCAGAUGGUUCUUAGUACAAUGUAGUGGUCAGAUGGUUCUUAGUACAAUGUAGUGGUCAGAUGGUUCUUAGUACAAUGUAGUGGUCAGAUGGUUCUUAGUACAAUGUAGUCAGAUGCUUCUUGGAGGUACAGUGACUGAAAAUACAUUUUGUCAAUAUGGCACUGUUGAACUAAAUGAGGUGAGAGAGCUCUCCCAAAACAGUAGCUUUUUGCAUAGCCAUACAUGUUUAUGGAGCAACUUUUAUGACCCUGCUGAACACAUCAUAGCUCUAAAGAUGGGAUGUGCCUGUAAAGUAAUGAAAACAACUAAAUCUGACAUUUCCACAAACUGAUGGUACUAUUCUAUUAACAGACAAACCAUAUUUUCCUAUUCCUGUUCCUAUAAUAAUUUUGAUAUGAGCUUAUGUUCUUUGUGGUGACUUUGAAAGGCAGUUCAUGACAUGUUAUUAUUGGUGUAUGUAUAUGGCAUAGCAACCACGUGAACAGGCUAAUUGAGUAUGGGCCAAGUGUAGUCAAAUGAGAUUAGGUAGCUAGUAAUAGAGCCCCACAGUUGGUGUCAUAAUACCCAUAAAACCCGAGUGGUCAAACAGGCAAAUGGUUCCAAUCGUUUUUCCACCAUUCAUUAUUCCCAUAGGGAAUUUUAGAAACACUUGGCUAGGCAUACUCUGGCAUGAUGUUUUGAUAACUAUGUAAAUCACUCUCACAAGGUGCCUUGUAUCAAUAUAUAAUAAACUCAUUUACUCUCAGAUUAAAAAAUGCAAAUUAGCAUCAAAGUAAACAUCAUGCAAGACUACAAAUCCCUGCAAGCUCCUGCACGUCAUCUCUAGUUGACACCUUUGCUAACAGGUAUUGUGUCAAUUUAAAACUUGCACAAGACAGUUCAAAGAAAUGUCAGUUUAAAGAAUGUGUAUUUAUUCAUUACUAAAUGCGUUACUAAAUUAAAAUAAAAGUAUAUGUUAAUCCAGAGAUUCUUACCUUUGCCUUGAUUCGGCAGUCUCGUCCAAAUUAUCAUGGCAUUUGUAGUUCUUUAUGAUAGCCACAUAAACAGCUAAUUAGCAUUUAAUUUUGGGGGGGUAGAUACAGGCGACUGUUUUGAUAAAUCACCUUGUCCUAGAGAGAGUCGUCACGCCAGGUAAUCCCAUAUGGGAAAAAAUGUAUGGUGGAAAACGAUAGAACAAUUUCCUUGUUUGACCGCUAGGUUUUAUGGGUAUUAUGACUCAUACUGUGGUAAUCUAACCUGAGAUAUUUUUGCUGUUUUUUUGUAAAACUAUGCUUGUCUCACUUAUAAUCAGCAGAUGGCACUGUUGUCAAGAACUUCAGCACAAACGCCAGUGAGCCAAGCGUCCAAAUGAUAGGCUGGCUAUAUGUUUUAGUCCUUCAGUCCUAGGGUAUAUAAUACUGUGCACGUGCUGGGCCAUGGCAGACUCAACCAGGUGAGAUAAAAAUUUGCACAGGUAAAUGGGACCCCCCCCCCCCCCCCCC
Messenger RNA from Oncorhynchus mykiss (rainbow trout), 3045 nucleotides. It is a transcript of the gene olfml1, whose product is annotated as olfactomedin-like 1. NCBI's taxonomy places the organism in Eukaryota, Metazoa, Chordata, Actinopteri, Salmoniformes, Salmonidae. Gene Ontology annotation, biological process: signal transduction. The record is from RefSeq and is a predicted model, not a curated record.